GACGCCGCACAAUGCUUUACGAUAGAGAGAGACAACGGAGAGCUUGAGACUUUGGUGGCUAUGGGGACUCGGGAGGUUUAUGAAGAGAGGUUGAGAACAGGUAAUCUGCAUCAUGAUCCGACUAUCAAGCCUGGACUGGGUUCUGCUCGCUGCCCUCGCUGCUUGUCUCUCUUAAACCCGACUUCUGACGAGUCAGAAUGGACAAUCACACCGGUUUUGCAUGACUUUACUGCGGUGGCUGGCACGGUAAUGGGUGGAAUGCUUAGCACAGUCUAUGGGUUGAACACAGGUAUCCCCUUUGUUCAAAGGCGUGUCAAGGGACCAAAGUGGCUUCCUUUUAUCAUUGGGGUUCCUCCACUUCUGAUGUUUUCUGCGGCUAGUGCAGCAUUUGGUGGUCAUGCGCUUCCAAAAUUUACACAGCUCACUGUGACCUCAUAUUAUGCUGCUUCAAGUGCAUCACAUCAUAGUAUAUCAUUGCUUACAAGGCACAUUGAAGAAUCACAUACUGCAGGCGCUCAACGUGAAAAACUCAGCUGAUUACGUCCAGGGACUAGGGGUGGACAUGAUCCGGCUCAGGCAUGAUGUAUAAAUCAGAUUUAUUAUGAUAAAGAUUGGUUCCAAUAAUUUAAUUUUUAAUGAUGUGAACUUUAUACGUUUAUACAUCAAGAAAAGAAUUUAUCUAUUUACAACCAUAUUAAAACAGAGUACAUGUUUUUUUUUGAGGUUUUAGUGCUCUAGUACGAAACUACGAAUUCAAAUGUUUAUCUCACUUCAAGAGUUCAAGUCAUUGGUGUGGU
Messenger RNA from Cuscuta epithymum, 797 nucleotides. The record is from the annotation of a GenBank genome assembly. Lineage: Eukaryota; Viridiplantae; Streptophyta; Magnoliopsida; Solanales; Convolvulaceae.